CGUCGGCACGCUUUAAACGUCAUUACGUUUUGUUAGGGCUCGGCGAGGUAAGAUGGCGGCCCCAGAAGAACAGGAAUUAUCUCAGGCUCAAACUGAAAAACUCCUCCAGUUUCAGGACUUGACAGGCUUGGAGUCAAUGGACCAAUGUCGGCGCACAUUAGAACAACACAACUGGAACAUUGAGGCCGCAGUACAAGACAGACUAAAUGAGCAAGAAGGAGUGCCCAGUGUCUUCAGCCCACCACCCGCCAGACCGCUACAGGUCAACACAACAGACCACAGAGUGUAUAGCUAUAUUGUCUCAAGGCCACAGCCCAGAGGUCUAUUAGGUUGGAGUUACUACUUGAUAAUGCUUCCUUUCAGGUUUACGUAUUAUACACUUCUGGACAUAUUCAGGUUUGCCCUGAGAUUCAUUCGACCAGAUCCGAGAGGUCGUGUCACAGAUCCCGUUGGUGAUGUCAUGUCAUUUAUUCAUAGUUUUGAAGAGAAAUAUGGUCGAUCGCAUCCUGUAUUCUACCAGGGAACAUACAGUCAGGCUCUGAAUGAUGCCAAACGUGAACUUCGCUAUUUGUUAGUUUAUCUUCAUGGGGAUGAUCACCAGGACACUGAUGAAUUCUGCCGUGCUACAUUAUGUUCAGAAGAGGUAUUGACCUUCGUUAACACAAGGAUGCUGUUCUGGGCGUGUUCCACCAGCAAGCCGGAGGGUUUCCGAGUCUCCCAGGCCCUUCGUGAGAACACAUACCCCUUCCUGGCUAUGAUCAUGUUGAAGGACCGGAAGAUGACAGUGGUAGGGCGACUGGAGGGGCUGAUCCAGCCCGAGGAUCUUAUCAACCAGCUGACCUUCAUCAUGGAGGCAAACCAGACAUAUCUCAUGUCAGAACGACUAGAGAGAGAGGAGAGGAACCAAACACAGGUACUGAGGCAGCAGCAGGAUGAAGCUUAUCAAGCAUCCCUCCUUGCAGACCAGGCGAAAGAAAAAAAGAAACGAGAAGAACAAGAGCAGAAACGGCAGGAGGAGGAGAAGGCUCGCCAGAACAUCCUCGCUGAGGAGAGGAGACGAAGAACACUUGAAGAAGAGAAGGAGCGCAAGUCUGAGUGUCUUCCCCCUGAGCCGCCAUUGGAUGACCAGGACAGUGUUAAAAUAGUGUUCAGGUUGCCCAACAACACUCGCGUGGAGCGGAGAUUCCUCUUCGAUCAGUCUUUGACGGUAAUAUACGACUUUGUGUUUUCAUUGAAAGAGACCCCUGAGAAAUUCCAAAUAGUAACGAAUUUCCCACGCCGGGUCUUGCCUUGCUUGCCGACGGAGGAGCAGCCCAAUCCCCCCACGCUGAUGGACGCCGGUCUGAGUCGCUCAGAAGUCCUCUUUGUGCAGGACCUCACAGACGAUUGACAUUUAGCAAACCCGCAGCUCACAACUCAAGUUCCACCUUCCCUCCAGUUCUUCUCUUCUGUUCAAUUCCCUUGACGAGGGAUCAUUGAAAUAAACCUUUUACUGAAUUUAAAAAGAAAUAACUCAUCCUUCCCUGCAGCCAAGUUACAUUCUGUUCAAUGAGUUCAAGGCGAACGGCCAUGUAAAUAUAUGACCUAGAUAUUUAAAGUAAAGCCUGGAGUUCUUUUUUUAACGCAAAUCAAAGUCUGACCAUAUAAUGUAUCUCAUCUAACGACCAAAUAAAGGGGUUAUCGACUAAAGGUUCCCAUGGGCUGGUCAAAGUUUAAGAAAGAAAACUAAGGCCACAUCUUUUCCUUGUGGCUUUGUCUUUAGAGUAUAGUGCAAGUCUGCCCAUAGUGUGCCUGUGGUAUUUCAUAGAUGCCCAUGUCGUACAUCUGAUGGGUCUGGUCAUGUAAAGAUGUAAUUUACCAAUUCUAAAUUAAACAUUUUAAAACGUU
Messenger RNA from Paramisgurnus dabryanus, 1887 nucleotides. It is a transcript of the gene faf2, whose product is annotated as Fas associated factor family member 2. NCBI's taxonomy places the organism in Eukaryota, Metazoa, Chordata, Actinopteri, Cypriniformes, Cobitidae. Gene Ontology annotation, biological process: ERAD pathway. Gene Ontology annotation, cellular component: endoplasmic reticulum. The record is from RefSeq and is a predicted model, not a curated record. Gene Ontology annotation, molecular function: ubiquitin binding.